This is a messenger RNA of Cladocopium goreaui, 9234 nucleotides long. The record is from the annotation of a GenBank genome assembly. NCBI's taxonomy places the organism in Eukaryota, Dinophyceae, Suessiales, Symbiodiniaceae.
AUGCCAAAGAGGAGAGACCAGAAGGAACGACGUGUACGUUUUGCCAAUUUUGCUGAGGGUCUCUUUGAGGAUCAGUUUGGAGACACAUGGAAUCGAUUUGAUCUUUCACAUGGUGAUGAUUGUCAACAAGUAGGACCACAACCACACCCUACCGGUUCGAAGAAGCCGCUUGGUGCUGGUGCGUUCCCGUUGUGGAAUCCCUCUUGUUUGAACACAUCUUCUCAACAUCCACUUCAUCAACAUCGAAUCAAUGACGAGUGGCACAAUGUUCCUUCGCAAUGGCUCACACAAGAUGGUCUACCACAAGAUCAGGUUCCUGGAGAUGAGCAUUUCAAUUUGAAUGAGGCACCCAACACGAUUCAGGAGCUCUUCAACACCUUCUUGGAGCACCAUCUUGUUGAGGGGCCCAGACUUUCAGAAGCUAUUCACCUACGAACGUGGUAUCUUCAUCACGCACAUGUGCGACAGUGGAAUACGCCGCGCAUCAUAGAGUUGGAUGGACAUUGGCGGCACUGGGCACGCGACAUUGCAGAAGGCUGGCGAGACCAUGUUCGACUUGAUGAGGAUAUUGCCUUUCAUGUCUGCCAUCCUGACCCUCCUCGAAAUGUAGGUGCUCAGUGGGAGAUUUCCUUUGAUCUCAUUCUGGCACAGGGACUCGACAUGCCUUCUUGGUCAGGUCUCAUCACCGUCCUUAGAGUGGGGGAUCGUGCAAGUAGAGCAGAGUACAGUUUGGCGGUAUCUUUACCACAAUAUGUGAGUGGAUUUCUUCUUGCUCAAGAGGCCAACCAACUUCAACAAUGUCACCUACGGGGUUGUCGGCUGCGUCAUGCGAGAAAUGUGAUUCCUUUCAGCAUUGACCCUGUGCAUGCCAUGACCAAUGGGGACGCUUUUAUCAUCCAACCUGAAGGGAGUCAGGCUGCUGCGGCCGCCCCUGAAGCAGAGACUGCCACCGGGGAUGUGCAGAUGGAUUAUGAACCAGAAGAACAGCAACAUGAAGGUUUUCAGGAUCAUGACAAUGAUGAACCACCUGAUGCGGAGUCCUCAUCAUCUGAUCUACCUCAUGAAUUGCAGGCAGUUCACAUUUUUCGACUUGGCCACUGGCCCAACUUUGGUCACAUCGAUUGGAGAUCCUAUCAUGCAGCGCUCCGAGAUGCAGCUCAAUUGGUUCGGGCUCACAUCAACCAUUUUGUCGGCUUUCACUAUGUACAUGUCAGCCUUGUGGGGCAUCAAGCAGGAGAAGAAGCAAUUAUACUUCAACACGUCAAUGACAUUGCGUUGGGCUCUUUGGAGAAGCUUGUCAUUGUGGAUACUGUCCUUCAUACCAAUCGCCUGAAUCAGGGCGUGCCAGACAAUCCUGCUGUAACCCGAGAGGUUUACAAGGUGCAACCGCAGUUGGCACGAAGACACCUUCUGCUGAUGGCACAAGUUGAUGCCUACUGCACAUGGAUGGCCGACACAUGCAUUGUUGAGCACAAUGGUCACAUUUGGCACCGUAAUGACCCUCAACUACGCCAAGUUGAACACGGAGCUGUCUUUCGGAUCCAGCUGCCACCACCUCUGAAUCCUGCAUGGAACAUUGGCCAAGCGGUUCGAGUUGCCCACGAGACCGGGGAGAUCCUCGACUUUCCGGAGGCGGGACAGCUCGCGCACUCCAUCUUGGAUGGCAAUGUGGAGCACAAUCGUCUUGAUUUUGGUGAAGUUGCUCGCGAUGGAGCGAGAUUGGUCACAUGCAAAGGAAAUGAUCAGGUUGAGGCCACUGACAUACCGACCACCUUUCCGCCGGGUACAAGGAUGCCCCGACUCAGACCCCGGCAUGAUGGCAAGUUUGAUUGGCUCGAUCAACUUGUUGACAUUUUCCGAGCAAAUGCUGAAGCUGAGACCAUUGAAGGUGAUCCGCUCUUGUACAUUCAGACUUGGUACAUUCAUCACCAGCGUCUUCGACGAUGCCCUGAUCCGCGGCCGCUACGGCUGGACAACGCCAUCAUUGGUUGGGUGGAAGAGCUGCGAUUUGCUUGGCGAGAUCUUCUUGACCGUCACAUUGACUUCAGCAUUCAUGUGGUAAGUCCCCGACCUCCACAACUUCGUUUUCAGGAUUAUGCCUGCCAUGUGAUUCUUGUGCAAGCACCACAACUACAUAGGGCUGCGGGCAUCAUCACAAACCUCUUUGAAGGGCCUGACAGAGAUGCUAUUCAGCAGUUUGCACUCUCCUUCCCGAAGAGGAUCAACAAGCCCACUGUCAUUGAUGAAUUACGGCUACAGCCACAAUGCGACACACGCAGAUGCACAAUUCAUGCUUGUGGAGAACUGGUACAUCUGAUCUUGAUCACGGAGUUGCCGGAGGGCUUCAACCUGUGUACAAGAAUUUCUGAUCCUACACUACAAAGACCAAUACCUCCACUCGCUGAAACAGAGCACUUUGAAGAUGUCAUCUUUAUGCAGAGUGGCCAGCCACAGACAUCGUUGACGACUGCUACAAGUGCGAGUGCUUCCUCGAUGCCGAACACGGUUUGUGGUCCUUUUAUUUUCAAUGCUGAUGCACCGCCUUUUGUGCCUGGUAUACUUCCUAUUGAGGCCAUGUCGGAAUUUGUUCAAGAUCUACAUGACCUUUGGCUACAGGAAGCAUUCAAUUGGGAAGAUGAGGAAAAAUCUUGCACCUUCACUACGUGGCUUGCUCAUCACCCAAAUGACUACAAACAUUGCACUCGACCACGCAAUGUGCGCCUCUAUGAGAGCUUUGCGAUGUGGGAGCAGACCAUACGUCAAACAUGGCAAGAUGAAAUCGAGGCUGACUCCGAUCUUGAAUUUCAUUUGGUGUCUCCCACCCCACCACAUUUAGGUGGCAAUGCGGUGGGGCACAUCAUCAUCAUCAAGAAUCAAGUUGACAAUCUCGUGACGAAUCUUGUCACUGUCAUUGACCAUACUAGAGUUGCUGAACACGGACGCAUUCAAAGGAUGGCAGCAACCACAGGAGAGCACCUGCUCCUGGAGGACGUCCUUGAGAUUGUGGGUUAUGGUGGAGCCUGCAUCCCUCACAAUGCGCCCAUGAACUGUAGAGCUUGGAUUGGAGACAUGGGUCUCCGCCUUGGACGUCCAAUUCCAGGUCGAAGUGGCCACAGUAUCCAUAUCAAUGUGCAUCGACGCACGAGACCAGCUGGUGAUGGACUCAACCUCCUACAAUUGUCCAGGCCUACAUUGACAGACGAGCGCCUAACACAGGGAUCGGUGGCUCACGUCCCUGGGCCGUCUGACCUAUGGCCUGAUGGAUUCAAUGUCUUCCAACCAAUAUGUGAGGAGGAGAGACAUGACGAAAUUGCCACAGUUGCUGUUCAGCUCUUACGUGGCCAUGAUGACAUUGGACCCCUUCCCUCCUUUGUGGAGAUUGUCGCUCCAGCAACUGUUGAGAGCGUCCAGGAAGAGUUGUCCUGUUUUGGCAUUCAAUGCCAAGUGUCUUUACUUGGCCAUGGUAAUCACGCGCUUUGUUUGCCCACUGACUGGGUCCCAGAUCAUGAAGAACAUCAUCUUGCGUAUGUGGACAUGAGUGCUCCAUCCAGCUCUGAUGUCCUUCUGCAUACGGUGAAGAAGCUGGAGAAAGAAAGAACCCUUGACCACAUGCGCUUCCUUUAUGGACUGGGUUUUGAGAAGGCAGUGAUUAUGCAGGAGAUUGAACAUUUCAGAGGCCUUGUGGAGGUUCAAUUCAUGGUUUCUGUUGGACAUCUUGAAUUUGAUUCUCGACCACCCAAACCAGCCUCCACCUGGCCGAGUCGGCAACCACAGAUCAAUGACGGACCUAUGUAUGAAGUUCCGUCGACUAGUUCCACACCAGCAUGUCUCCUGGCUCUGGGGGUGACGAGUGACCAACUUCUUGAGUUCUUUUCACACUCACAAGACCAAGUAUUGUGCCAGCUCAUCGAUGGCUUUGACUUUCCUGAGGUCGUACAGCAGCACCUUCAACGACUCUCACCCAUUGACCAUGUUGACCGCAUUAUCAUUUACACAGAUGGCUCAUCACACUCUGGUCGCUAUCAUUUAGCGCCUGAGCUGGUGGAGGAACAGCAUAUUCCAGACGCAUGGGCCUUCGUGGCGUUGGGAGAGCAGUAUCAUGAUGAUGGUUCUACUUACACCCUCCUGGGGUGGAAAGCCCACCAGGUCAGAUGUGCUGAAGACCACCCCUGGCACAUCGGUUCCCGUGCUAUUGGACCAUGGGUUGCAGAAAGGGAGGCGAUGAUCUGGGCUUUUUUAUGGAGGAUUGGCUUGAACCGGAGAACCCCAACUCUUUUCCGGUCUGAUUCAUCCUUGACGAUUGGACAAGCUGAAGGUACGCUAGGACAAGAAGGUGCCUCUUUGGUAGAUCAAGUCUUCCGGCUAUGUGCAGGGGGCAAAGGAGGGCAACAUGGAGUGGAGCUUUGGUGCAAUCUCAAACAACCAUACUGUCAAGUUCAAAGAAAACCUCAGUUCUUCCACAAGAAUGACUUUGUAGUGCUUCAUGCGGACCCGCAAAGACUCCUGGUCAAGGUUGAAGCCAAGUGGCUCAACAUAUGGAUUCUGGUGCUACAUGCACCUCACAGUGGCAUAUCGGCUCAGCAACGACAAGAUUGGUGGAAUGAUACUGCGUCAUUCUUGGAGGAGCAGCACAUUUCCACUGAACAACUUUUUGUUUGUGCCGAUGCUAAUGCAGCACCAGGAGAUUGUGAUGGUCACCAUGUGUUUCAAGAGGGGCUUCCCACGACAAGUUCCACAUCCCUUUUGCGGACCUUUCUGGAAACUUUUGAGCUUUGCUUGCCAGCGACUAGCCAACUUCAUGAAGGUCCCAGAGAGACAUGGAUGCACCCCAAUGGAAGGGCUUCACAUCAAAUCGACUUUGUCAUGGUCCCCACUCACAUGGCAACUUCCUGUACGUUUUCGAGCCUUUUGGAGACCUUUGAUCUUGGGAACCAAGUGGAAGACCACACGGCUACGGCCUUGGAACUUCACUGGUCACAGCUGCUCUCCAGACCGCUCAAAGCGACCCCUUUCUCUGAGAAGCCGACCUUUGCCAGAGAACGCAUCAAACAGGCCAAUUUGAGAUCGGGUUUGAUGUCACUAUCCACAUCAGUGUGGACGUGUGAUGUUGAGACGCACACGAGCCACAUGAACAAUCAACUCCAUCAUCUCUUGCAUCGGUCCUGUCCUCUACCGAAAGGGACCCCGAAGCGAUCUUAUGUGUCUGAUGAUGCAUGGGAUUGGAGAAGGCAGAAGCUGCACCAUCGGAAGGCCAUGAAGACUGCAAGGGCCCUUUUGCGCAGAGAAGCGCUAGCACGCAUCUUUGCAGCCUGGCGAGCACCCUCUGCGCAACUUCUGGAGCUAUCAUUUGUGUUUGGUUCUACACUUCGAUGUGGCCUCUUUAAGCACUACAUUGGUUUCAGACGCUCUGCUGCAGCAUUGCAGCGAGAUUUGGCAGCUGCGAAGUCCCGUCAUCUACAUGAAACUCUGGCCACGAUUGAUGAGGGAACAGCUGCUUCUGAGAUCCAACACAAGUUGAAAGGAUUCAUGGGAUCUUCCAACAAGCUACGUCAAGGCCUUGCACCUUUACCAGCUUUGCGAAACGCACACAACCUUCCCUGUAGCUCAACUUCUGAAACACUGUUUCGCUGGAUUCAGUUCUUUGCGGACAUGGAGGGAGGUGAACGUGUGCCUUUCUCGCAAUUGCAUGCGGAAUGGGUUAGGCAACUGCAAGACUUCAGUGAAACGGCACAGGUGCUUUCGAUCUCUGACCUUCCAAGCUUGAGUGCUUUGGAAGCAUCCUGCCGACGAGUCAAAGCAGGCAAAGCUGAUGGACCAGAUGCCAUUCCGACAGAACUUUGCAAGUUCUACCCUGUUGAGACGGCUCGCAUGAUGUAUGCCCUCAUGAUGAAGCUUGUCACACAUGGUCAUGAGCCUCUCCUCCACAAGGGUGGCACUGUCAUCCCCAUUUGGAAGGGAAAGCUCGCCAAAGACACGUGCGAGGCGUACCGUUCCAUUCUGCUGUCCUCGACUUUGGGCAAAGUUGUUCAUCGGACGUUGAGAAUCCACCAAAAGGACAUCUAUGAAGCCUACCUGCAUUCACAACAGCUGGGAGGACGAUGCCAUGUCCCUGUCACUUUGGGCGCACAUCAGACGCGAGCUUUUGUCCGAUGGCAUCGUGAUUGUGGGCAUCCCACCGCAGUGCUGUUUGUAGAUUUACAGGAAGCAUUCUAUCGAGUGCUUAGGCAGCUCGCCUUGCCUGGCUCCUUUGAAGAUGAAGCACUUGCCAAAUUGGCACAGAGGCUCGGCUUAGGACCAGAUAUCCUACACGAGCUCUGGAAGCACCUGCAGGAACCCUGUGCUCUUGACAGAGCAGGUAUGCCUGCUUGUGCUCAACGAGUUGUUAGAGCGCUCCACUCCAACACGCACUUUCAGCUCCCACAACAAGAUGAUCAUGUUCAGACGAAGCUUGGCACUAGACCAGGUGAUGCAUAUGCAGACAUUGUUUUUGGGUUCUUGCUAGCGCGUGUCCUACACUCCUAUGAAGAGCAGCUGGCGCAAGCUCAAGUCCUAUCCAGUGUCCCUAGCCAAGAAGGGAUGGAGCUCUUCAAUGUGGAGGUCCAGCAGAAUGCAGAGAUGUGCCGGUUUCUGGGCCCAGUCUGGAUGGAUGACAUGGCGCUAUGCCUUUGGAGCGAGACGAAUGCUGGUCUCAAAGCGAAGAUCGGGGUCGCUACGAGCAUCUUACUGAACAUUUUCAGAGAACAUGCAAUGACACCCAAUCUGCGUCCUGGCAAGACGGAGCUUAUGGUCAGCCCGAGGGGGCCAGGCACUCGAGCAUGGAAGAAAGAGAUGUUUGGACCGCUCUCCACGAAGCACUUUCCUGCGAUUGGAGAACAUGGCCUUUAUCAUGUUCAUUUGGUGACCUCCUACACGCACUUGGGAGGAGUGAUCCACUACACAGGAGAAGUACGGGCUGAGGUGAGGAGGAGAGUUGCCAUUGCUCAUCAAGCGUUCAGCAAACAUAGGAAGCUGGUGUAUCAAUGCCGAGCUUUUUCGCUGCACAAGAGAGCUGAAAUCUUUCGCAGCUUGAUUUUGAGCCGUUUGCUGUAUGGUGCUGACUCUUGGGCAUUAUGGGACUCCCAUUCGAAGAUGAAGCUCCACUCUGCCAUCAUGAAGCUCUAUCGCCGCUUGUUGGGUAGUGCCCACAACGCUCACAUGCAAGACGAUGAGAUUCUAUGGCGUGUGGGGCUCUCUUCACCUACGGACCUAUUGCGCCUCUGCAGGUUGCGGUACAUUGGCUCUCUCUGUGCCAUAGGCCAUACAGCAUGCUGGGGGCUGCUCAACAAGGACCGACUCUGGCGAGUUCUGGUGGAAGAUGACAUGAAAUGGGUGUGGCACAAUUUAGCCAACACUUGUGACCUUGGUGAUCCUACUCAUCAUAUGCAGCGCUGGUUUGAGGUCAUUCGUUUCCAUCGUGGAUUUUGGAAGGGCCUUCUUAAACGAGCUGAGAAACAUGCUAUUCUUCAACAAGCAAUGCGAUUCCAAUGUGGCAAAUUUCACCAGACAGUGCGAGGUCUGUUAGCUGAAUGUGGCUUUUGGAAUGCGCUUGACAGAUUUGUCCAUUUUGCUGCAGAUGCACCUUCAUUUGGAUGCAUGCUUUGUCAGCGACGAUGCCGAUCAAGGGGUGGUGAAGGUGCGCACAUGUGCCGCAAACAUGGACAGAUUCAACCAAUCCGACACUACAUCGCUGGUACCCAGUGUGGGGCAUGCUUGAAAGAGUACCACACGGCGGGACAGAUACAGCAGCACCUUUUGCGCAGCGCCGACUGUCGCACCUACCUGCUACACCAUCGCCUUCAAGGAAACGUUCUUCCUGGUAUUGGCUCUCGUGAAGAUGCACUUCGUCGGCAGGAACAUGAUGGACGCUUGCCACCUUUACAAGCUAGCGGUCCCACGAAGCCAUGGAGAGGAGGACUUGAUUUCUCCCUGAUUGACUUUGACUUGCACGAUGCAUUGGCGUUAGUCAUUGUGGAUGCGCAAACCAACCCGGAUAUUGCGGGCCUGGAAGUUUGUCUUCGUGCGGAGAUCCUUCGCUGGCCUACGUCUUGGACAAGAUGCAGGGCUACCCUUGGCGAGCUCGCAGACACUGUUCUCCAUGAGCAAUUGGGUUGGGAGGCCUUGUCACGCGAUGACGUCCUUGCUCUUCUCCAUCGUUUGUCUACGACCUCAUCGUGGCCCUUCCUGGUUGAUGAGCAGGUGCCAGACGAGACCUAUAUGGACACUUUGGAGAACAUGGAGAAAGAUUGUCGUGAAGAGACGUUGGGUUGUCCGCCAGCAGGGACCCCUUCAGUUCCACGCAUGUGUGGUCGACAUCAGAUCGUUUUACAUGCUUUCAGCGGCCGUCGCCGCCCGGGAGACCUGCAAUUUUACAUGGAGCAGAUGUAUGAUCGGGCUGCAGAAGGCAUUCACUUGACGGUGGUUUCUCUUGACAUUGUUACUGACCCUGUUCUGGGCGACGUCACUGUCCAAGAGACGCAGGACUUCUGGUUUCAUCACGCCUCAUGCGGUGCUGUGGCGGGCUUCCUCUGUGGCCCUCCAUGUGAGACCUGGAGCCGCGCUCGUUUUGUUGCAAUGCUCAAGACCACCUCGCAGCGCAGGAGCCCACGGCCAGUUCGUUCAGGAGAAGACUUGUGGGGACUUUGCUCUCUCAGUCUUAGGGAAGCCAGACAGGUUGGCGUGGGGAAUCUUUUGCUCUGCUUUGCACUGGAGAUGCUUUUCAGACUGGCACUGGUAGGCGCCAGCGGUGUGUUGGAGCAUCCUGACACGCCUCCAGAUGAAUCAAUGCCGUCGAUCUGGCGCUUGCCCAUCAUGCUGUGGUUAUUGCAGAUGCCAGGCAUGAGCACCUUCUCUUUCAGCCAGGGCCUUCUUGGAGCACCAACACCCAAGCCGACGAGACUCCUGGUUCUGAAUAUGUGUGAUUUGAUGGGUGAGCUGCGCCGACAUCACCUUUGCCGAGAUCUCCCUGCGCGCGCGGCAAUUGGGCGUGAUGAGGACGGAGCAUGGCAAACGUCCAAGCUCAAGGAAUAUCCACCUGCAAUGAGCCGAGCUCUUGCGUCCAGUUUUGUCAGGACCCUCUCAGCAUGCCAGUUUGAGGAAACUGUGCAGCUGGAUGAGGCCUUUGUAAAGAAAUGUGCUGCCAUGGACACAAAGUCCUUUGGCACGAAGAUUGGCAUGGACUUCGCUGGCCAAUCUUGA